GCAAGAAUCAAAAUGAGAUGGAGGCCCUUCGAAAAGUUGCACUGAAAUACCUUUCCCAUGAAGAACUAUCCUGCUGGCAAAUCUGGAGACAGGUUGCAAGUGAUUUAACCAGGUGUCUUCAGAGAAAGCGUUCCCAGUUACCAUAUGGUGAUUCCAUUCAGGUUUCUGAACAUGAAAAUAGUGUCGUGAAUCAUAAAGGAAAUGGCUCCACUUGCACUGCCAAUCAAGAGUUGUCAGUUUUGAGAACCCAAGACACCUGUGGGAACACAUCCCUGUGUGAGUCACAGAAUCAGAGCAGAGGUCCGCAAGUUCAUGGGAAAAAUAACCGGCAUAUGUGUGAAGCCUUCACGAAGAGAUUGCCUGUCAGUGAUUAUAGUAACACUGACACAGAACAGAAACCUUGUAAGUUCAACACAUGUGGCAAAAGCACGAGUGACGGCUUCAUUCCUCACGUAGCCCCAGGAGAGGAAUUCCAUCCAUGUCGUGAGUGCGGAAAGGGCGUCGGGUAUAGCUCGGCGCUUCCACGUCAUCAGAACGUUCGCACAAGAGAGAAAUGCUCUAGUCAGAGCUCACAUCUGCAGACCCAUCAGAGAAUUCACCCAAGAGAGAAACUCAACAAAUGUCGUGGAUCUGAGGGUUGCUUUAGUAAGAGCUCUUUUCGUCAGCUUAACCACACGGGGGAGAAGGCCUAUAGAUGUGACAGUUGUGGCAAGGGAUUCAGCAGCAGCACAGGCCUUAUCAUUCAUUACAGGACUCACACUGGAGAGAAACCUUAUAAAUGUGAGGAGUGUGGGAAAUGCUUUAGUCAGAGUUCAAACUUUCAGUGCCACCAGAGAGUCCACACUGAAGAAAAACCAUAUAAAUGUGAAGAGUGUGGUAAGGGCUUCGGUUGGAGUGUCAAUCUUCGCGUUCAUCAGAGGGUCCACAGGGGUGAGAAACCCUAUAAGUGUGAGGAGUGUGGGAAAGGCUUCACUCAGGCUGCACACUACCACAUACAUCAGAGGGUCCACACUGGGGAGAAGCCUUACAAAUGCGAUGUCUGCGGUAAGGGCUUCAGCCACAAUUCUCCAUUAAUAUGCCAUCGGAGAGUCCACACUGGAGAGAAACCGUACAAAUGUGAGGCGUGUGGGAAAGGCUUUACCCGCAAUACAGAUCUUCACAUCCACUUCCGAGUUCACACGGGAGAGAAACCCUACAAGUGUAAGGAGUGUGGGAAGGGCUUCAGUCAGGCUUCUAAUCUUCAAGUCCAUCAGAAUGUCCACACGGGGGAGAAACGAUUCAAAUGUGAAACAUGCGGGAAGGGCUUCAGUCAGUCAUCAAAGCUUCAGACCCAUCAGAGAGUCCACACUGGAGAGAAGCCAUACAGAUGUGAUGUGUGUGGUAAGGACUUCAGUUACAGUUCCAAUCUGAAACUGCACCAAGUGAUUCACACUGGAGAAAAACCAUAUAAAUGUGAGGAGUGCGGGAAGGGCUUCAGUUGGCGAUCAAAUCUUCAUGCUCAUCAGAGAGUCCACUCUGGAGAGAAACCCUAUAAAUGUGAGGAGUGUGAUAAGAGCUUUAGUCAGGCUAUAGAUUUUCGGGUACAUCAGAGAGUCCACACUGGAGAGAAACCCUACAAAUGUGGUGUAUGUGGUAAGGGCUUCAGUCAGUCCUCUGGUCUUCAAUCCCAUCAGAGAGUCCACACUGGGGAGAAGCCAUACAAGUGUGACAUCUGUGGAAAGGGUUUUAGAUACAGUUCGCAGUUUAUAUACCAUCAAAGAGGCCACACUGGAGAAAAACCUUAUAAGUGUGAGGAGUGUGGGAAAGGCUUCGGAAGGAGCUUGAACCUUCGCCAUCAUCAGAGGGUCCACACAGGAGAGAAACCCCAUAGGUGUGAUGAGUGUGGUAAGGCCUUCAGUCUCCCCUCAAAUCUUAGGGUCCAUUUGAGUGUCCACAUUAGGGAAAAACUGUUUAAAUGUGAGGAGUGUGGUAAGGGCUUCAGUCAGAGUUCACGUCUUCAGGCCCAUCAGAGAGUCCACACUGGAGAAAAACCAUACAAAUGUGACAUCUGUGGUAAGGACUUCAGUCACCGUUCACGUCUCAUGUACCAUCAGAAAGUCCACACUGGCAGAAAUCGUUAAAAGUGAAGACUGUGUUAAUGGCUUUGGUCAGGAUGCAUAUUGUGCAUUUGGAGAGUCUGUGCUGGUAAUAAACUAUCAAGCAUUGAGAGUGGAAAGGGAUUUCUUCAGAUAGAAUCUUUCUAACAAAUCCACUAAAAUGAUGACAUGGGACCAUAAUAAUAGGAAUAGAACUAAUAUUCAGGGCAGGAAUGGCUUGCAGCUCUCUUGGCAAGAUCCAAGUGAUAUAAAUGGUCUUUAAGAGUGAAUAUAUGCCAAAAAAAAAAAAAGUGAAUAUAAGCUUAAGAAUAAGGCGUGAAAAAGAUAUUUGCCAUAUACUA
Molecule: messenger RNA, 2437 nt
Organism: Enhydra lutris kenyoni (northern sea otter)
Lineage: Eukaryota; Metazoa; Chordata; Mammalia; Carnivora; Mustelidae
Product: zinc finger protein 227
Exons: 1
Coding region: 18-2120 (700 amino acids)
Biological process (GO): regulation of transcription by RNA polymerase II
Molecular function (GO): RNA polymerase II cis-regulatory region sequence-specific DNA binding; DNA-binding transcription factor activity, RNA polymerase II-specific
Source: RefSeq, a predicted model, not a curated record